This is a messenger RNA of Megalops cyprinoides (Indo-Pacific tarpon), 2700 nucleotides long. It is a transcript of the gene rpusd4, whose product is annotated as RNA pseudouridine synthase D4. Bases 64 to 1305 code for a protein of 413 amino acids. The transcript is spliced from 7 exons. The record is from RefSeq and is a predicted model, not a curated record. Gene Ontology annotation, biological process: pseudouridine synthesis. Gene Ontology annotation, molecular function: pseudouridine synthase activity; RNA binding. Lineage: Eukaryota; Metazoa; Chordata; Actinopteri; Elopiformes; Megalopidae.
UGAAGUGGAACUGGAAUAGAAUUUUUUGUUACAUGACGUCCAAAAGGAGCGUCACAUGAGAGCAUGCUCCGCACUGCAGGGUCUGUGAUUAUCGACCGGCGUGGAUGUCGUGUUCUAAAGAUUAUGAAGGGUGUAAGGACUUUGUUUACCCAAUUUGUUCGUUGUGAUCCUGUUUGUACUCAUCUGCACCCUAUGCGCGUUGACCAAAUGCGACGAUGGUGUCUGGCCGUCUGGCCGGGGUCAGGUCGUGUGAUUACCCGGGCGUACGCCACAGUUGGGCAGUUGAAGUCGCCAGGUACUGGUGUGGACAGCAAGACGGGCUUAAAAGCUGAUGAUUUGGCUCAGAAAAUUCGGCUUGAGAAGAAGAAGGAAACCGAGGAGAAAGACACGCCGCGGCUGUCUCCUGUACAAAAGAGAGUGAUGGAACUAAGGCAGCUGUCGCAGCAGUUGCAGAGCGUCCACCCGAAUGUGCUGGCUAAAGCUUUACGCAAGGACCUGUUGUUCCAGAACCAGGAUAUCCUCGCUAUCAAUAAGCCAUAUGGAGUACCUGCACACGGUGGGCCGGGAGUCACAAACAGCAUCACUGAUGUGUUGCCAGUCCUUGUCAAAAUGAUUGAGGGAAUGAGCACAGGAUCAAGGCUGCACCUUUGCCACCGAUUGGACAAGGAGACAACUGGUGCAAUGCUGUUGGCAAGGAGCGAGGAGGCAGCCAGUCACAUCCAAGAACUCUUCAGAACUCAUCAAGUGGAGAAAAAGUAUUGGGUUGUAACUGUGGGUGUGCCUGUGCCUUCCGAGGGAGUGAUUGACAUCCCCAUCAUGGAGAAGGAGGUCUCUGGCUCCCAGCCACACUACAAGAUGGUGCUCAGCCCAGUAUACAGGGUGAGUGAAGGAGGGGAGGCUAUGAUCCGGGUUCGGGCCAAUCGGCAGGCCCAAAGUGCUGUGACCCAGUACCGGGUUCUGGCUAGCUCUGGAGGCUGCAGCCUGGUGGAACUCCAGCCCAUUACAGGGAUUAAGCAUCAGCUCCGGGUUCACAUGGCUUAUGGCCUUGGUUGCCCAAUCCUGGGGGAUCACAAGUAUUCCCACUGGAACAAACUGGCCCCACAGAAAUUACCUGAAGGGGUUCUGCGAAGGUUGGGUCUGGAACAGAGUAAAGCUCGGUACCUCCCUCUCCACUUACACUCCCGCCAGCUGACUCUGCCAGGGGUGAAGGAACACAAUGACAUCAUCCUCCACUGUCCCCUGCCAAAAUUCUUCACCAAGACUCUGCACAGACUACAGAUUCCCCUGCCUGAGAAAACGUCAUGACAAGGCUUCACACACACAAACCUCGACCCAGCUCAACCUUCAUUACCAGGAGUGUAUGGAAAUCAGGUGGGUUGUGGUCCACAUUUUCACCCUUAAAGCAGAAAAUGUGACUACCGCCUAAACUUACAGCCUUGUACCAUCAGAUUGUGGUGGUCCUCUGUGGGAGUGGACAUCAGGACAACCCAGCUUAAACUAUCUUAGGCUGUUACGUAUGGACUAUUUCAAACUGAUUUGUGUAUACCAAAGAAAUAACCAAGUCUUGGUCAUGCUCAACACAGACAACUUGUUCCUCGAGACUUCCACAGCUGUCCAGCUGUGCUAGAGCAGUACUUUUAGACAUGGAUCCUGCUAUUAAAUUUGCGAAAAGCCGAUUGAAGGUCUGGACUUAGGAGUUUUGUUCAUGUCCUUCAGAGGACCAGUAUGUUUCACAUUAGUACACAGAAAGCUCUCAAAACAAGUGGGGUAAAAACAUAUCUCAGCCCUGAUUCAGAAGAAAUGGGGUUCUUUGUUAGGUUUAUGUUCUCAAUUAAUUAGUAUGAGCUGAUAAUUGAAUACUAAUUUAGCACUGUCAUCAAUUGACAGUUGAAUAUCCAGUCCCUUGCGUCAAAAAAUCAGUUUAAGUAUGUUAGUGCUAAUAAAAUGGUGCAAAUUAAGGUGAUUAUUUUUUGCAUUUCCUCCCCUUAGAAAUUAAGCUGGAUAUCUUCCAAUUACUAAUUGAUUGAGAGCAGCUGUUUAAUCAGCCAAGUAGGACAGUUAUGCUUGAGGGACAGUUAUUAACAUAUCUUUACUUUUUACUCACACAAACACCUCAAGCAACACAAUUUGUUCAAAAAGUGUAUGGGAAAUAAACAGUGGAAAUAUCAGAUGUAGGUCAAUAUUCAACAACUGACCAACUAAAAUGAAUUCAUGAAAAGCUACAGCUUGAAUGAAAACCACCUUACCAAGGACCCAAGAGCCAGGGCUGAGAAACAUUGAUCUAAGGUAGUCACUGGAUCCCCUAUAGGGGGCAGAAACUUUGUUUCAAGCUAGGUGUAUGUAGUCUGAUGUGCUUUUCAGGCUUGUGCUUUUCUUUUUUGCAAUGGGAAAUUGAGGUGUGUAUUACUUCAUUCUGCAGCUGAGUACCAACCUCUGUAUUAUACCAUGCAGAUCCGUACCUCAUUGUAUGUUGUAAUCAUCUUAUUCAGACUAGAUAAUAUCCAACUGGGCAGCACCAGAAGAGUCAAUUUGAGCUCAUUCAUAAUUUGUUCUACACAAUGGAGUGCAAUGACCUGUAAUUAUUGGUAAUAAUACAGUUGCGCUUACAACAUACUCAGCUGGUAAGGCGGUGAUCUUGAGGGCACUAUGGCCUGGGUUUGAAACUGGCCACAUCACUUGCUAAUUGGCUUUGUUCUGCCA